AUGGCACAAUCCUCACGCUCUCUAGAAGAGCAGCUCAAGGCCACCAGUGGCUUUAGCGACCUCACGAUUGUCUGCCAAGGCGUCGAAUUUGCAGCACACAGAUUCACCGUCUGUGCCCAUUCUGAGGUCCUGACAGCCGCAUUGACGGGCAAUUUUUCCGAGGCCAAGAGCAGUACCAUAAAAAUGGACUUCGACCUGAAUAGCGUGAAACGCUUUUUAGAAUUCCUUUACACCGGAGACUACCACGAGACCCCAGACCCAGCUCUAGAGCUCAUCACAUCUAUCCCUACCCACGAUGAAGGAAUCCAGGAUGCAACGAGCUGGAUCUGCCAUUGUCGCAUGAACUCCGUGGCUGACUACUAUAACGUGACCGGGCUCUCUGCAAUUUCUCUCGCCAAGCUAGAGGGAGGCCUUCAGAGCGAAUGGUGUGUCAAGUCGUUCUGCGCUCUUCUAUUGGAAUGUCUCAACGAUAUCGGUAAUAGAGACACUCUUUGUUUACUGGGAAACAUGGCUGCUGAGCAUUACGAUGAGCUGGCCACAUUCCAACUCUUCGAAGCAGGAGGCCCGGGUGAGCGGCUUGCGCCGUUUGUAUUGACCAGUUGCAUCAAAAAGCUCAAUGAAACUAAAGCCCUCCGUAAGGAAGCUGAAGGCCGUUGCGAGCAACUGAAAUACGAACUCAGUGUGCAAGAAUCGCAGUCAACGCAGCAUUCAAAGAACCUUGAGGAAUGCAUAUCAUUGAUGGAAAACUGGUCAUCCUGUCGGAACACCAACUGUGGAGCCGAGUUUAAAUGUUAUUUUGAUAGGAAGGGCCCAGCCUCCUCACCCACGUAUAUCCUACGUUGCGAUCGUUGCCGCUGCCGUCAUGAGUAG
This is a messenger RNA of Xylaria bambusicola, 870 nucleotides long. RefSeq lists its product as uncharacterized. The record is from RefSeq and is a predicted model, not a curated record. Gene Ontology annotation, molecular function: protein binding. The transcript has 3 exons. NCBI's taxonomy places the organism in Eukaryota, Fungi, Ascomycota, Sordariomycetes, Xylariales, Xylariaceae. Bases 1 to 870 code for a protein of 289 amino acids.